AUGUGGGCCCUAAGGUGUCGCCAGUUCUGGUCUUGCUGGGAGCAGGUGGCAGCGCUGCUGCUGCUACUGCUGCUGCUCGGGGGUGCCCCCCCGCGAAGCCUGGCGCUGCCACCCAUCCGCUAUUCCCACGCUGGUAUCUGCCCCAACGACAUGAAUCCCAACCUCUGGGUGGACGCACAGAGCACCUGCAGGCGGGAGUGUCAGACGGACCAGGAGUGUGAGGCCUAUGAGAAGUGCUGCCCCAAUGUGUGUGGGACCAAGAGCUGUGUGGCGGCCCGCUACAUGGACGUGAAAGGGAAGAAGGGCCCAGUGGGCAUGCCCAAGGAGGCCACAUGUGACCACUUCAUGUGUCUGCAGCAGGGCUCUGAGUGUGACAUCUGGGACGGCCAGCCUGUGUGUAAGUGCAAAGACCGCUGUGAGAAGGAGCCCAGCUUUACCUGCGCCUCGGACGGUCUCACCUACUAUAACCGCUGCUACAUGGAUGCCGAGGCCUGCUCCAAAGGCAUCAGCCUGGCCGUUGUAACCUGCCGCUAUCACUUCACCUGGCCCAACACCAGUCCCCCACCAUCUGAGACCACCAUGCACCCCACCACAGCCUCCCCAGAGACCCCUGAGCUGGACAUGGCGGCCCCGGCGCUGCUCAACCACCCUGUGCACCAGUCAGUCACCAUGGGUGAGACGGUGAGCUUCCUCUGUGAUGUGGUGGGCCGGCCCCGGCCUGAGAUCACCUGGGAGAAGCAGUUGGAGGAUCGGGAGAACGUGGUCAUGCGGCCCAACCAUGUGCGUGGCAACGUGGUGGUCACUAACAUUGCCCAGCUGGUCAUCUAUAACGCCCAGCUGCAGGAUGCUGGGAUCUACACCUGCACGGCCCGGAACGCGGCCGGGGUCCUGAGGGCCGACUUCCCACUGUCGGUGGUCAGGGGACAUCAGGCUGCGGCCACCUCAGAGAGCAGCCCUAAUGGCACGGCGUUCCCGGCAGCCGAGUGCCUGAAGCCCCCCGACAGCGAGGACUGUGGUGAAGAGCAGACCCGCUGGCACUUUGACGCCCAGGCCAACAACUGCCACUUCACCUUUGGCCACUGCCACCGCAACCUCAACCACUUUGAGACCUGA
Molecule: messenger RNA, 1113 nt
Organism: Rhinopithecus roxellana (golden snub-nosed monkey)
Lineage: Eukaryota; Metazoa; Chordata; Mammalia; Primates; Cercopithecidae
Product: WAP, Kazal, immunoglobulin, Kunitz and NTR domain-containing protein 2-like
Biological process (GO): negative regulation of transforming growth factor beta receptor signaling pathway
Cellular component (GO): extracellular region
Molecular function (GO): serine-type endopeptidase inhibitor activity; transforming growth factor beta binding; receptor antagonist activity
Source: RefSeq, a predicted model, not a curated record